This is a messenger RNA of Peromyscus maniculatus bairdii (prairie deer mouse), 9458 nucleotides long. Lineage: Eukaryota; Metazoa; Chordata; Mammalia; Rodentia; Cricetidae. The record is from RefSeq and is a predicted model, not a curated record.
UGGCCCGCCCGCCGGCGGAGGACUCGCCCAGGCGCUAGCCGAGUGGAGGCUGGGAGCAUUUGCAGCAGAAUUUUUUGGCUUUCCCCCCCCCCCCCCCUUCCCACUCCUCCUUUUCCAAUUUUUCUUCUUCCCGGGAAGUGAAUUGCUGAUGCCAAGCGGACUUGAUUCAUUAAUGAUGCAGCCGGAUUCGUUUCAGGAUUAUGUUGCACGAAUUGAAUUUUGAAUGAAGGAGUUUUUUUUUUUUAAUUUUUAAAUUUUUGAAAGAAGUGUUGACUCUUUUAGUUCGUUGUACUUUUAAUUAUUAUUUUAUUUAAGCAUACAAGUUAAUUGUAUUAUUCUCUUAAAAAAUAUUAAAUCUAUAUUUUAUGGAAACUUACCCUGAAGAUAUAUAUGUUUAUGACUGAAAUUGAAGACGCUUCCGUUAAGCGAGGUGACUGGUGUGUUGGAUGUUUAAUUCAGCACCGGCAUUGCAUGACAGUGGUUGAAAUAACAAGUGGUUUAUUUUUCUAAAACCACACCUUGAGAAUUUUAGGCUCCGAUAGUAACAGUAGACAUCGUAAGGGCAAUUAAAAGAAAACCAGCAGAAAUCGAAGCAAACAUGUCCGGGGAAGUGCGUCUGAGACAGCUGGAGCAAUUUAUUUUAGAUGGGCCGGCUCAGACCAAUGGGCAGUGCUUCAGCGUGGAGACUUUACUGGACAUACUCAUCUGCCUUUAUGAUGAAUGCAAUAAUUCUCCACUGAGAAGAGAGAAGAACAUUCUUGAAUAUCUAGAAUGGGCGAAACCAUUUACUUCUAAAGUGAAACAAAUGAGAUUACACAGAGAAGACUUUGAAAUAUUAAAGGUGAUUGGUCGAGGAGCUUUUGGGGAGGUUGCUGUAGUUAAACUAAAAAAUGCAGAUAAAGUAUUUGCCAUGAAAAUUCUGAACAAGUGGGAAAUGCUGAAAAGAGCUGAGACAGCGUGCUUUCGUGAAGAGAGGGACGUACUGGUGAACGGAGACAACAAGUGGAUAACAACCCUGCACUACGCUUUCCAGGACGACAACAACCUAUACCUGGUUAUGGAUUAUUAUGUUGGUGGGGAUUUACUUACUCUGCUCAGCAAAUUUGAAGAUCGACUGCCUGAAGACAUGGCUCGGUUCUACCUGGCUGAGAUGGUGAUAGCAAUCGACUCAGUUCAUCAGCUCCACUAUGUACAUAGAGACAUUAAACCUGACAAUAUAUUGAUGGAUAUGAAUGGACACAUUCGUUUAGCAGACUUUGGUUCUUGUCUGAAGCUGAUGGAAGAUGGAACGGUCCAGUCCUCAGUGGCAGUUGGAACUCCAGAUUAUAUUUCUCCUGAAAUCCUUCAAGCUAUGGAAGAUGGAAAAGGCAGAUACGGACCUGAGUGUGAUUGGUGGUCUUUGGGGGUCUGUAUGUAUGAGAUGCUUUAUGGAGAAACACCAUUCUAUGCUGAAUCUCUGGUGGAGACAUAUGGAAAAAUCAUGAACCACAAAGAGAGGUUUCAGUUUCCACCCCAAGUGACUGAUGUGUCUGAAAAUGCUAAGGAUCUUAUUCGAAGACUCAUUUGUAGCAGAGAACAUCGACUUGGCCAAAAUGGAAUAGAAGACUUUAAGAAACAUCCGUUUUUCAGUGGAAUUGAUUGGGAUAAUAUUCGAAACUGUGAAGCACCUUAUAUUCCAGAAGUUAGUAGCCCAACAGAUACAUCAAAUUUUGAUGUGGAUGAUGACUGUUUAAAAAAUUCUGAAACAAUGCCUCCGCCAACACAUACUGCAUUUUCUGGCCAUCAUCUACCAUUUGUUGGUUUUACAUAUACUAGUAGCUGUGUUCUUUCUGACCGGAGCUGUUUAAGAGUCACAGCAGGUCCCACCUCAUUGGACCUUGAUGUAAAUGUCCAGAGAACUCUCGAUAAUAACUUAGCAACUGAAGCUUAUGAAAGAAGAAUUAAGCGGCUGGAACAGGAGAAGCUUGAACUUACUAGAAAACUUCAAGAGUCAACACAGACCGUUCAAGCUCUGCAGUAUUCAACUGUUGAUGGUCCACUAACAGCAAGCAAAGAUUUGGAAAUUAAAAGCCUGAAAGAAGAGAUCGAGAAACUAAGGAAACAAGUAGCAGACAUGAAUCAUUUGGAACAACAGCUUGAAGAAGCUAAUUCAGUGAGACGGGAGCUAGAUGAUGCUUUUAGGCAAAUCAAGGCUUUUGAAAAACAAAUCAAAACUUUGCAGCAGGAAAGAGAGGAGCUAAAUAAGGAACUAGUCCAGGCUAGUGAGCGAUUAAAAAACCAAUCCAAAGAGCUGAAAGACGCCCACUGUCAGAGGAAGCUGGCCAUGCAGGAGUUCAUGGAGAUCAAUGAACGACUAACAGAAUUGCACACCCAGAAACAGAAACUUGCUCGCCAUGUCCGAGAUAAGGAAGAAGAGGUGGACCUGGUGAUGCAAAGAGCUGAGAGCUUAAGGCAAGAGCUGCGCAGAGCAGAGAGAGCCAAGAAAGAGCUGGAAGUUCACACUGAAGCUCUGAUUGCUGAAGCAUCGAAGGACAGGAAGCUGCGUGAGCAGAGCGAGCAUUAUUCUAAACAGCUGGAGAACGAACUGGAGGGCCUGAAGGAGCUGCAUGACUCCGAAGGCCAGCAACUUGCUCUCAACAAAGAAAUUAUGGUUUUAAAAGACAAAUUGGAGAAAACCAGAAGAGAAAGUCAAAGUGAAAGGGAAGAAUUUGAAAAUGAGUUCAAACAACAAUAUGAACGGGAAAAAGUCUUAUUAACAGAAGAAAAUAAAAAGUUAACGAGUGAACUUGAUAAGCUGACCACGCUGUAUGAGAACUUAAGUGUACGCAACCAGCACUUAGAAGAAGAGGUCAAGGAUCUAGCAGACAAGAAAGAAUCAGUUGCUCACUGGGAAGCCCAAAUCACAGAGAUAAUCCAGUGGGUGAGUGACGAAAAGGAUGCGCGAGGCUAUCUUCAGGCCUUAGCUUCUAAAAUGACAGAAGAAUUAGAAGCAUUGAGAAAUUCCAGCUUGGGGACCCGAGCAACAGAUAUGCCCUGGAAAAUGCGUCGUUUUGCAAAACUGGACAUGUCAGCUAGACUAGAGUUACAGUCAGCUCUGGAUGCAGAAAUAAGAGCUAAGCAGGCCAUCCAGGAAGAGCUAAAUAAAGUUAAAGCAUCUAACAUCAUAACAGAAUGUAAACUGAAAGAUUCAGAGAAGAAGAACUUGGAACUGCUGUCGGAAAUUGAGCAGCUGAUAAAGGACACUGAAGAGCUUAGAUCUGAAAAGGGUAUAGAGCACCAAGACUCACAGCAUUCUUUCUUGGCAUUUUUGAAUACGCCUACCGAUGCUCUGGAUCAAUUUGAAGAUUCCUUUUCUUCUUCCUCAUCCUCACUGAUUGAUUUUUUGGAUGACCGCUCCCCGUCCUGUACUCCAGCUAACAAAGGCAGACGUACUGAUCCUGUUAACAACACUUAUAUAUGGAACCCGAGCAUCAAGUUUUACAUCCAGUCAAGGUCCACAUCUCCUUCCACAUCUAGUGAAGCUGAGCCAGUUAAGAUUGCAGACUCUGCUCCACUUCCAGCUCACACGCCAACCUUAAGGAAAAAGGGAUGCCCUGCCUCAGCUGCCUUCCCGCCUAAGCGCAAGACUCAUCAGUUUUUCGUGAAGUCUUUCACUGCCCCUACAAAGUGCCACCAGUGCACCUCCUUGAUGGUUGGGUUGAUAAGACAGGGCUGUUCCUGUGAAGUGUGUGGGUUUUCGUGUCAUAUAACGUGUGUGAACAAAGCUCCGACUGCUUGUCCGGUUCCUCCUGAGCAGACUAAGGGUCCCCUUGGUAUAGACCCAUUCAAACUGUUUCUCUACGAUAUUGCGGAAGGAAAGACAUCUCAACCCAGCUCUGUCAUCAGUCAGGUGAUUGACAUGAGAGAUGAAGAAUUUUCUGUAAGUUCAGUCUUGGCUUCUGAUGUUAUUCACGCAAGUCGAAAAGAUAUUCCCUGUAUAUUUAGAGUCACAGCGUCCCAGCUCUCAGCACCUAGUAACAAAUGUUCCAUCCUGAUGCUAGCGGACAGUGAGAAUGAGAAGAGUAAGUGGGUGGGAGUGCUGAGUGAACUACACAAGAUUCUGAAGAAAAACAAAUUCCGAGACCGCUCAGUGUACGUUCCCAAAGAGGCUUACGACAGCACUCUACCCCUCAUCAAAACCACGCAGGCGGCUGCAAUCCUAGAUCAUGAAAGGAUAGCUUUGGGAAAUGAGGAAGGAUUGUUUGUCGUGCAUGUCACCAAAGAUGAGAUUAUUAGAGUUGGUGACAAUAAGAAAAUUCAUCAGAUUGAACUCAUUCCAAGUGACCAGCUUGUUGCUGUGAUCUCAGGCCGAAAUCGUCAUGUCCGACUUUUUCCUAUGUCAGCUUUGGAUGGGCGAGAGACGGAAUUUUAUAAGCUAGCAGAAACUAAAGGGUGUCAAACCAUAACUGCUGGGAAAGUGCGCCACGGAGCUCUGUCCUGCCUCUGUGUGGCUAUGAAAAGACAAGUCCUCUGUUACGAGCUAUUCCAGAGCAAGACCCGGCACAGGAAGUUUAAGGAAAUUCAAGUCCCAUGUAACGUCCAGUGGAUGGCCAUCUUCAGCGAGCAGCUCUGUGUAGGAUUCCAGUCAGGAUUUCUCAGAUACCCUUUGAGUGGAGAAGGAAGUCCAUGCAAUAUGCUCCAUUCAAAUGACCACACACUAUCAUUCAUUGCACAUCAACCCAUGGAUGCUAUCUGUGCAGUUGAGAUCUCCAACAAAGAGUAUUUGCUGUGUUUUAGCAGCAUUGGGAUAUACACGGACUGCCAGGGCCGAAGAUCUAGACAGCAGGAAUUGAUGUGGCCAGCAAAUCCUUCCUCUUGUUGUUACAAUGCACCUUAUCUCUCCGUUUAUAGUGAAAAUGCAGUUGAUAUCUUCGAUGUAAACUCCAUGGAAUGGAUACAGACCCUUCCUCUCAAAAAGGUCCGACCAUUAAACACUGAGGGAUCAUUAAAUCUUUUAGGGUUGGAGACUGUUAGAUUAAUAUAUUUCAAAAAUAAGAUGGCAGAAGGGGAUGAACUUGUAGUUCCUGAAACAUCAGAUAAUAGUCGAAAACAAAUGGUUAGAAAUAUCAACAACAAGCGGCGUUACUCCUUCAGAGUCCCAGAGGAGGAGAGGAUGCAGCAGAGGAGGGAGAUGCUACGAGAUCCAGAAAUGAGAAAUAAAUUAAUUUCUAACCCAACUAAUUUUAACCACAUAGCACACAUGGGUCCUGGAGAUGGAAUACAGAUCCUAAAAGACCUGCCCAUGCCAGGUUUCCCUUAUCCGUCCCCUCAUCACCACUCCGGUCUGAUCUCCUCUCCGAGCAACUUUGAGCACAUCUAUCACAUGACUGUCAGUUCUGCUGAACAGUUUCUCUCUCCUGAUUCCAUAAACCCUGAGCACCUCCCGUCCCUGCGCUCUGCCCCUGGUACACCACAUUCUGUGACUCUGAGGAACCCACGUCCUCAGGAAAGCCGGACAGUAUUCAGUGGCUCCGUCAGUAUUCCCUCCAUCACCAAGUCCCGCCCUGAACCAGGCCGCUCCAUGAGUGCCAGCAGUGGCCUGUCUGCACGGUCGUCAGCCCAGAAUGGCAGUGCACUAAAGAGGGAGUUCUCUGGAGGAAGCUACAACACAAAGCGACAGCCCAUGCCCUCUCCCUCCGAGGGCUCCUUGUCAUCGGGAGGCAUGGACCAAGGAAGUGACGCCCCCGCCAGGGACUAUGAUGGAGAGGACUCCGAUUCUCCAAGGCAUUCCACAGCUUCCAACAGCUCCAACCUGAAGCCCCCAAGCCCCGUUUCACCCCGAAAGACCAAGAGCCUCUCCCUGGAGAGCACAGACCGCGGGAGCUGGGACCCGUGAGCCCAGGACCGCGCUGUGGCCACAGGCAGGGACUCUGCACCGGACAACGUGCCUGGCGGCGGCAGCGUCGCCUUCCGCGCUACUGCGCUGAGGAUUCCUCCGCAGCCAGGCCCGCUUUCCCCUCCCCCUCCAGGUAGCUUCCGUAGACAGACUGCGCAGACGCAGCGCCAAGAGUAGACAGGUUGUGGUCUCACCUCUCACCGUAGUCCUCACGUAGCGCCCAGCAGCCUCCAUGAGCGUCAGCCCGACUGUUGCCAGGAAUAAAUCCUCACGACUUAAAACAAUGCAUAUUUUACUACAAUACAGAGUUUAAAUAAAUACAUAAAUGUAGAAGUUAAAUACUGAAUGUAUAUAGUCAAAGAAGCAUCUUGUGUUCGAUGAAAGAUGGAUGCGUAUAUAAGAAAGAUCAUUUAAUUUAAAGAAAUGUGUUGUUUCUUGUCUGUUUCCCAGCUGAGUCAUAUACAGGGUAGAAAGGCCUCCAGUGACAUUUGUAAAGAGAUCAGAAGUCAGGGCCCCGUGGUAUCUGUCCCCAAGUGUGGGCAGCUGAGAUCAUGGGGAAAUCUAAGGAAUGUUUGUUUGGAGGUUGGUGCCAUUGGUGGGUGUGACCCGGACACCACAGGUGGCGUCGAAAUCACUCCGAGGCACACUUGCCUCCCAAGGCAUUUCUUUCUCUAGUGAUGGAUUUGAACAUGUCCCCCUCUUACUAUAUUUUGAUAUCUCGCACAGUUGAAUGUGAAAGACAAUUCUGUCAUCUUCUGACCCUUCCUUCCCAUCGUAAAGGGCACAGGGAGAGAGUCAUGGCUUCUGAAGAUCAUCUAAUAGUUCAUGUAGCUGGUUUUUUUUUUUUUUUUUUUUUUUGUCCUGGCCAAUUCCUGUUCCUUCCUAGGUUGCAGUGAGUCUGUCUGAACUGGGCACAGCUUCCCAGUGAGGAGCCUGUUUGGUUAGGGUAGUUGUGAACUUCCUCACACGCACUCCUGGGGGAAGGGCUUCUUUCUCCUACUAAAUCAUGUGAAACCUCAGAAGCAUGGGCUUGAACAGCCUUGACCAAAUAUGCCUUCCCAUGUGAGGGGACCGUGGAGCCUGUGCAUAGGCUCAGGGGUGCUGGCUGCCAUGGGUUGUCAGCCAGCCUCCAUUCGGAAUACCUGCUGCUGUACUUGUCCAAGAAAGCAAGAUGGAGACCAGAACUCAUCUCGACCCACGUUUCACCAGCUGAGAACACAGAAAAAAAGAUGGAGACUACAAUAUCCCGUGCAAAUAAGGAGGCCCCGCCACUCUUCGUUUUCACCUCUUGGGGGUUGAAAGAGCCACUAUUUCCCCCACCUUAACCACACCUAAAACAGAUUUCCAAAGUCGUAACCUGCCUGGCAUGCUGGCACUUGGCACAGCAUGCUGCCAGGCCCUGCGGGCCAGACUCCCGAGGUGGGCUGCCUUCCGUAGGAGGUUAGAGUUCAGGGAGGGGAACAGACGGAAACACAUCUGGUAGGGUCUUCUUCAGCAGCAGCUUUGACACGUUCUAGAUUCUCCACUGGCUCAGACAUGAGUGCAUUUCAUCUGGGAUGGGCAUUGUGUCAUUUUAAUCCGACUCGUUUUGCUUUUGGAAAAGAAGUAUCAUAAACAUAUUUGUGUACAUCCAGAAAUAAGGGUCAGAUCUUGAGUUUGGUCAGAGCCUUGUUGUUGUUGUCUGCUUGAACUUGGCACUCGGCCUGAUAGAACUGGCCGCUCUCCCCUCAGUCCUUCCCUCUCUUUCCUAGGCAGAAAAUCGACCAGGCCGAGACUGACAGGACUCACCCUGAGCCUUUGUUUGUAGCUUUGGCAACCAAUUGCAGAUUUUUGUUACUAAGGUGCUUGUUUGUAAAAGGACCCUUUAGAGUCACGUCUAACCCUCUGAAGUCCAGCUCCAUUGCAGUGAGUCCCACCCCCACCCCCCACCCUGUGUCCCCUGUGGAUUGGAUUUCCCCCUGCAGUCACAGAUCCAGGCAUCGUAACAGCAGCCCUGGCCCAGAGUGUGGGGUGGGGUCCUCCUGAUGACCACGUCUGACUUUCCCCAGCCUUAUAUGCAGUGUUCCUGUCCGGAACUGUGGAGGAGGAGGAAAGAUGGUGGACAGGCUUCCAGGGGACAGAAACAAAGGUCCCUCAGAGCAGUGGAUAACAGAGGCAGAGAAAAGGCCUGUGGCCCUGCUGAAAAUCACUCCCUACCCCAUGCAAGGUACCUGAAAGUGUGGAGCAGCAGGGAUUGAUCUCUAAAUGGGAAAAAAUGGCAUUCAGAGCCAUUUCUGGCAGUGUCUCUGGUUAGUACUUGGUGCUAUGUCCAGCCCAUUUGCUAUUGGCCCUUGAAUUCUGGCUAACCUGUUAUGUGGGUUCGGGAUAGGUAUACAAAUAUAUUACAGUUUUGGUUUUGGUUUUGGUUUUUGCCAAACCGAAAGCCUUCCUGUCAAUGAUUGCUAAAGCAGAUUUCACUUAAAGUAUCUCUAUUUGUGUCCACACUCCCUGUGCUUAGCCAUUUGCGUUCUUUCCCAGUGCGCACAGCUUGAAGACUGAGGGGAUGACUACAAAUGACCCAUGUGGCUUUCCUGAGAAUUCCCAUAGCCAAGCUGAAAGGGAGCAUCUGAAAUCCCUGUCUUUCCCACCAGCCCUUCCCUCCGCCUCUUCUCUUCCAUGUUAGACUCCUGUCAUUCUAGAACGUAGUGGCCACAUCGAUCUCUAAGAAAGCUGGCUGGCUUGUGUGGAACCUCAGGGAUCAUUAAGGAAAAGCUAGAGCAGAGGGCAGACAUCUACUCCCACAUGCAGCAGCUCACAUGCAGCCUUGGCAGUGACCACAAACUCGGUUCUCCCAGCUCAGUAGACCUAGCCAACACGCCCUGCCCACAACAACGGGCACACUUACAACAGCGUGACUCCCCUGUUGCGGGCCAUGCUUUGCCCAAGACCGCUGGCCCUAUCCAGUCCCACCUGGCCAGCCCUGCCCCUUUCCAACCUGGCCUGGCUGCACAGCAUCUCACUUCACCCUGAGUGGCUCACUCCUUGUUGAACCCUUCAGUCUUUGCAAGUCCCGAGUUCCCUGUGGAGCCCUGCUGCAGUGAGGGGGUCUCCUGCAGCUCCAGCAUCCCAUGGCCCCGUCGCAGGGACAGCGUUACAACAGGGCCGUACUACAGUUUCAGGAGACUGACUGCCACACGUCAGCCUCGAUGCCACUGAAGACAAAAUGACCUGCCUUUUUGUUUGAUAGUAUAGUGUCAUUUAUUUUAUAAAUUUUUAGGAUUUUUUUCUCAUUGUAAUAUUAUUGUACAGUUUUGCAUGGCCUAGGUGUAAUUUUUGUUUAGACUAUGAUGCUGACCAGUGUGUGUGGAAGGGAAGAUACUGCUUUGGCCUCUUAUCAUUCAUUUGGUUUGGUUUCAUCCCUUGAUGUCUUAGGGGACUUCCUGAGAGCGUGUCUGCUACCAGACCAUGACAUGGAUUCUUUUGCACAGAAUUAUUUAAGGUGGGAUAGUAAAAAAUGUAACAAAGAAUUUCUCACCAAUAUUUUAUGUUGGUGUCACCUAAUUAACCAGACUUUGAUGUACUGCAAUAAAAUAAGGAACUGUUA